AUGCCUUCAGUAAUCUACAAUACACCGACCUCCCUCCCAGUCCGCAAGCCAGCACCCUUCGUUAUCGGCCCAACUAACAAAGCUCCCUUCCGACCUACCAACAAGAUCCCGCAAGAUGUCGUCGACACAGCUCAAGCCACACCCAUUGAAGAGUUCAACGCCAAGAAGCACGUCAACUUCGAGUUCCCCAAGCGGACUUACACUAUGAAGGAAUGGGGAUACGAAAACCAAGGCGUUUCUCCCAUCGCUGCCUCCGACCCUUUCCCUCUAUUCACUGAAGCUGCUGUCAAGCAAGUUCGUCGUGAACUUCUCAGUGAGGAUGUUCUUGGGACGUGCCAGUAUGCUUCAACUUUUACGAAGAACCAGAUUCGAGGAUAUACUCAAAAACAAGCACCCUUUGCUCACGCUCUUUGGAAGAGUCCCGAAGUUCAGCAAGCGGUUUCAAAAGUGGCUGGUAUAGAUCUAGUUCACGCAUUUGAGUAUGAGAUCGGCCAUUGCAACCUCCUCUUCAGCGAUGGCGAAGAUGAGAAGAAGGGCGCUAGCGACAACGUAGGCUUCUCUUGGCACUACGACAGUUUUCCGUUUGUCUGUGUUACAAUGCUCUCAGACUGCUCGGAUAUGAGGGGCGGUGAGACUGCAGUCCUCAAAGGUGAUGGUGAGGUCCUCAAAGUCCGCGGUCCAACCAUGGGUACUGCAGUGAUUCUUCAAGGCCGCUAUGUCCAACACGCCGCACUUAAAGCCAUCGGUAAAGAACGAAUCUCCUUCAUCACAGCAUUCCGUCCCAAGUCUCCCUUUGUCAAGGACGAGAUGGUCCUCACGGGUUCUCGACCCAUAAGUAAUCAGUCAGAACUUGUAUAUGACUACUGUACCUACCGAGCAGAUGUUCUUGAGAUACGGUUCCGGGAACACGCCAAGAAGCUUCGCGAGCAGCAAGCUGCGGGUAUCAAGUUCAAUCCAGAUGCCGUGAGGGAGUUUCUUCAGGAGCAGAAGGAGAUGUUGGAGGCAACACUUUUGGAGAUGAUUCCUAUUUAUGAUGUUGUUGAAGUUGAGUAGGGUCUGUGUAACUAUCGGC
Fusarium redolens is the source of this 1072-nucleotide messenger RNA. RefSeq lists its product as uncharacterized. Bases 1 to 1053 code for a protein of 350 amino acids. The transcript has 3 exons. Lineage: Eukaryota; Fungi; Ascomycota; Sordariomycetes; Hypocreales; Nectriaceae. The record is from RefSeq and is a predicted model, not a curated record.